Leptopilina boulardi is the source of this 7051-nucleotide messenger RNA. It is a transcript of the gene spri, whose product is annotated as protein sprint. Gene Ontology annotation, molecular function: guanyl-nucleotide exchange factor activity; small GTPase binding. Gene Ontology annotation, biological process: vesicle-mediated transport; signal transduction. The record is from RefSeq and is a predicted model, not a curated record. The transcript has 17 exons. Gene Ontology annotation, cellular component: cytosol; endocytic vesicle. Lineage: Eukaryota; Metazoa; Arthropoda; Insecta; Hymenoptera; Figitidae. Bases 1000 to 5118 code for a protein of 1372 amino acids.
GCCAGGCAAGACAUUCGGAUCUUUGUCUGGCACACGCCUUCUAUAAAUAAUUUACCGAUCCCAUCUAAAUGUCUUCUCGUUUCUUUUCGUUUUUGCGCCAAUCGAAACGAAACCGAAAAUCGAACCCGCCAAUUUCUUGUGCUCUUCUGUCCCUACGAAACCAUAAUAGUGAAGGUUGUCCUUGACAUCCUUUCUAAGAGAAAAGGCAAUGGCACACUUGACCCAGUCAAUAAAGCUCGGUAUAGAUAAAGGAUAAAGAAAAGUGAAAAGGAAAGUGGAAAAGGUCAAGAACACAGAUGCACUCACAAGUUCCUUGGCCUAUCGUAUACAUAUACAUAUAUACAUCUGAUGUGUUGGAGUGCGAGAGAGGCUAAGACACGUUCAAACGGGAUUGAUCACGAUUGUGAAUUAUUGUUGGCAUGGCGUUUAUAUCCCGCUGCUUCGGGAUAAUAAGAUAAUUCUUGCGUGUAAGCAAAUAUAUACACACACAAGUCUCUUUUGAAAUUCAUAUCGCGACAUCAGGAGUACAGCAAACGGGAAUCGCUUUCUCCCGUCCAAAUACAAAAUAUGAGCUCUAAAUUUAGUAGCGGUAAGAAUUUUCGUGGUAGUAAAGGCGAGUACAUCAGCCUCCCUGUCGCCUUGGUACUUUUCAACACACUGUUGCACGCGAUUUUCGUCCAAUGCAAUCCCGAAUUUGCGUAAAACGAGAACCCUCAAAUACCAUACAGACUAACAGUCAUCGUUGUAUAUAUAUAUAUAUGUGUGUGUGUGUGCAAUAUAACGAAAAAAAACCGCAACAAGUUUCGUGACCGUGUCGCAUUACACGAGAGUCCACCAUGCGCUCGUCUUCUUGCUGACUGCCAUGUAAUUAAGUAUUAAGUACUUUCCGCUGAUAAAUAAAGAGAGGGUGAGUACACCACAAGACUGAUUGCGUGGACAAAAUUUAUCGUGUUUGCUCGUCUUUUGAAAAUUCUGGACACUUCAAAGAAGAUAAGAAAAAUGCUGAUCACUAAAUACACAACUAUUUUGCUGCAAUCCACCAAUCAGCACAUUAUCCGGAAUGACGUCUUCUUGGAACCGUAUUUGCAGCAACACGGAACUGUUCAGGUCGUUGGAUCUCCAAGUACACCGCCACCAAAUCCACUUCAACAUCAGCUUACGCAGCUACAUCAUGUACAGAGCGAAGAAUCUUUAUCGUCGGAAGGUUCUGCAACCUCGCGUGUAUCUUCAGCUUCGACGGAAGAUUCGGGAAGCGAAGUGGCCUGCAACAUUACUCUUAUUGAAAGACUCAUUCGAUCUCAUCCCAUCUGGUUUCUCCCAGGAAUUCAAAGAGCCGGUGCCUUCCACUUGUUGCAGGGAAAGGAAGAAGGGAAUUUCGUCGUUCGACAAUCCAGUCAAAGCGACACAAUGGCACUUUCCGUCAGACUACCACCUGGAAAGGGACCUUAUAUCGAACAUUACCUCAUUCAAUCUAACAAAGGAAAACUCAGUUUAGAAACAAGUGAAAACAGAUUCGACAAUAUCCCUUCACUCAUCGCGCACUACUCACAGUGUUGCAGUGACGAGUUACCAGUUCAAUUAACACUUCCAAGAGCAAUGAGAGAAGCAAAAAAUCGACAACAACUCUCAUCACUUGCUUUGUUAGGACAAGAAUUUUGGAGAUAUCCAAUGGCAAAUCCUAAACCACCAGAAAGUGGGAGCAGUAACACUUCAAGUUUAAGCAGUUUUCAUUGCAACAACAACAAUAUUAUCUCAACUCCCACAUCCGAAAGUAUUAUACUCAACUUAGCUCCUAUUUCUUCUCAGGAUACAGGGGGCUCAUCUCCAACGAGUUCAGUAACGACGUCAACCUUUGCCUCAUCACCGCCACGUCAACCGAGGCCAACACCGCCAAACACUUUAAACCUAACGACGUUUAAUGAACCAUUCGAUACCAAAAAAGAUAGGCUGGAGAAACUUUCACCAAAUGAAAAUUUAUCUCAAAAGCUUAUUUCGCCCAAUUUGGUUCAAAGCGUACGCUGCCCUUCGCCUGUGAUUCAUAAUGUAGAGAAUAAUGUUCUUAGCCCAAUGGAAUCAAGUACAAUUAUUAACGAAAGAACUAAAAAUGUCGAAGUUCAAACAAGCAAAUCAAUAAUCACUGAAUUUACAAGAAGCAAUAAAUUUUCCAUGAAUUCACCAUCAUCAAAUUUUCAUCAGAAUUUAACUAAUUUCAAUAAUCUCUCGAGCACAAAUUCGCCAAUACUUCCGGAAAUGAAUAAGAAUCUCAUUGACAAUAAUCAUCAUCAAGGUUCAACACAGAUUAUUAAAUCACCACCACCACCACCGCCAAGAUGGGCGAAGCCGGGGAUCAGUCAAAGUCAAAGUAAUUUCACGGUCACGACAACAGUGACCUUCAACGUCAAUCAGAGUAAUGAUGUCUCUUCAUCGCAGCAAAAUACACCAUCGGAUCCAAAUUCAUCUCUACUAUCACCACAAAGUGGAACAUCAACAAAAUCAUUGUCCUCGAAUCUCUCAUCAAAAUCAGCAUUAUCACCAACAACACCUGUACUGUCUCCAACAUCAAAACUAGUCUGCUCAAAAGCACCGAGUAUCAUGUCACCGACAACACCCUCGGGGACCUGUAAAAUCAAACGUCGAAGAGAUCGUGAGGCAAGAAAAAAUUCUCAACACUAUCAGGAAUCAGAUAUUCUUGAAUCAUAUUACAGAAGUUCACCGGGAGAUAAAAUUUCCGACUAUGAGGACAUUUGGAAUACGACAGAUCAAUCGAAUCAUUCGACAUGGUGUCCUAAUGAAAGACUACCAACGGUAGCUCCUCGCGUUAUUAUUGUUGAUUCUCAACAAGUCGAUCGUCUCAAGAAUUCUAACGAUCGCUUAGUAACUCCUGAGAGAGUUGUUACAACUCCUGGGGAGAAAUCAAAUUGUAAUGAAAGACUAACAGCUAAUGAUCAGCUAGUACCACGAAAUGAAAGGCUUGUGAUUCGUAAUGAUAAAUCCGUGGGAAAUGAAAAGCUGAGUUAUAAAGAAGUUACUAGUCCCGAGUUCACUAGUUUCAAACCAAUUUUAGAAGCCAAGAGUCCAGACAGUGGAUCAUUGGAAGAAGCGGUAAUUGGAAAGAAACCAGAUCUUUUAUCGAGAGUUUGUAGUGCGAGUUCGUUAAAUAGUCCAAACUCAAUAACGCCUCCAAGAAAUAAAUUAGGUUUAAUUUUGGCAAAAUCUGAGAGCAAUAGUCCCCUGACACCAGAAUCAAAACAUGGAAGUCCAUUUUAUGCUGAACCAGCAGAUGCCAUUACUCAAAAUGCAAUUAUUGUACCUAGGAGGCGAGCAAAAAAUAAUCCUGCAACGAACAAAUUUCGCCACAGUGAACCUGGAUGGCUACAAACACCAUUGGGAAUUAAUGCGAAUCAACUUCAUCCAAUCGAUUGGGAGGAAAAUGAAGAAACAGAAGACAAAACGCCACUUAUAUCAUCCUCAGUGGAUAAUCUCGCAAAACGAUUAGGAUCAAGGGAAAUAAAAAAAUUGCCCACCGCAAAACCCGUUCAACCCCCGAAAAUUAAGACAAAACUUUUUACUGACACCUCUUGGACUGUGGAUUCCAGUUGGGAAUUUAUUGGAAACGAUGCCGAGGAACAUGAACCUGAUUACGAUUGUGAUGCGAAUUGCGGAGUUGAGAACGUGGCAGGAAAGUUCCCGGAUGAAGAAAGUGAUAAAUGUGUCGUUGGCAACACCUUAACUGUUCAGAGUAUCAUUCUUCAGCGGUACCCUGAAUUGAUGAAACCUCCGGAUACUACGGAAUCUGUUUACAGUGAUAGAAAUUCGUCUUAUGACAAUGUUGAGAGAAGAAAUGAAAGGAAUGGUACAAUCGAAUCGAAAAGGGAUCACAUUUACGAUCCUUCCGAAUGGGAAACAUUGUUGGAUACAGACGAGAGCGAUGUGGAAAGAAUCAAAAGAAAUAAAAGUUUCAAAGAGCGUUUGGAUCCCCUUUUAUCACCACCAAGAUUACAAUCGUUAAGAAAUCGAGAAGCUGGAGGAACAGGAUCGUCUAUAAGAACAUACGCCCUUCAACUGGCACUCGACAAAAGUACAACAUUCUCUCAAAAUAUUGAAAAUUUCAUUCAAUGCACCAAGGAGGGAAAAGAAGCAAGUCCUCAUGUGGUUAUGAGGAAUAUAAGACAAUUUAUGUCGGGAAUGAAAAAUUAUUUAGUGAAACAUGGUGAAAGAGAAUUUGAAAAGGAAGUCGAAAAAGAGAGACUCAAACUAAAAGCUAACGAAUUUCUCAAUUUGGAUGCCAUUCUGGAAGAAGUAAUGAUGAGUCUUGUUGUACGACCUCUUCGAGAGCAUGUCUAUCAAUUAUUUGUCGAUCAUUAUGCAGCGAAUGAAUCUCUUAACACUCUUGCUGAGAGUAUUCAAUUCGCCCAAGCAAAGCACAUUCAAGAUCUUGGAGUGAGGCCUAAGAUCAUUCCACCAUCGGAGGCAAACUUGGAACGAAUUCUAAAAUACAUUGAACGUCUGCAAAAAGUUGAUUCUCCUCUGGACAAAUUAGAAAAUCUUCUUUCGGCCAUUUCUGCAAUUUUUAACUCUGUAAAACAAUCGAAUUCUGGUAGACAUGUCACCUUGGGAGCAGACGAUCUGCUUCCACUUCUCGUUUGGGUUUUGGUUCAAGGAAGAGUAAUCGACGCUGAAAUUGAGGCCGAAUAUAUGUGGGGUCUUUUGCAUCCAUCUCUCCUUACCGGAGAAGGUGGAUACUAUUUAACAACUCUUUCUAGCGCUGUACACGUUCUAAAAACAUUCAAGUCUAGUCAGGGAACUAUGUCCACUUUAAAUGGUUGCGGAUCGCCAGACUGUUCAUCAGUUUUGCGAAUCCUCGUUCCAGACGAACUUCAUGGUUCUCUCAAUACAAAAACACUUCCUGUACGGCCAAAUAUGAGUACACGAGACGUAUGCCGCAUUCUCGCGCAUAAAAUAAGAUGUACAAAUCCCCAGGAUUAUGGCCUCUUUAAACUUGUUCAAGGAGAAGAAACUUUACUUGGCGAUCAAGAAUCACCUCAAGAACUGUCACAUUGUCUAUUUGCGUUUAAGCGAAUAGACGCAAAGAUCGCUUGGCCAAAAACCAAUUCAUAAACCAAUUUCAAACCGUUCUCAGUACUUUUUUUAUCAGCAUUAGCUCAGGGUUGCGGCAUUGGUACGAAAAAAAAAAUACAAUUACAUAUCCGAAAUUCGGAUUUCAACCUUCAAUGAUCACUAACUAUAUGCAGAAAAAUGAGUGUUUAAAAAAAAAUUUCGAUUUUUACUGUGAGUUCAUCAACCUACAUUAUAUUAAACUUAUAUUAACGUUUCAAUGCAAUCUUCCGGAAAUCAUUAAUAAUAUAUAGUUGACGUGAAUAGAUAUAUCGCAAACUACAAGGAAAUCUAUUUUAUCGAUAAGUAAUUGAUCUAACUAUUAAUAUCAAUACUUAGAAUGAAGAUAAUAUAUAAUAUUUCUCUACAUGAUAUCAUUACACAAGAGAUAAUAAUAUAAUAUUUCUCUUCAUGAUUACCUAUCGAUUUAAUAAAAUUAAAAAAAAUCCCUGAUACAAGCGAACAAAAAUCUUGUCUUUUUUUUUUUGUGUAAAACUUUUAUAAGUACGCGCGAUUAAUAUAAAAAUUUACAAAUCGAUCAAUUUCAAUGUCUCAAUUUUACGAUUAAAAUGAAAAUUGCAGUUUUUAAAAAUAUAUAAUAUAAAUAUUUUUAAUAUCUCUGUCGUCGGCAGUAAAAUUCAAAAACUACAUUUUAUACAAAAUAUUUAAUAUAAAAGUUAUUUGCUGAAACUAACAAUCAAGCAAACAUAAUUUUUCGACGAAAUAUUGUGUAAUGCUCUUAAGUUUAUUUGAUAAAAUGAAUUGAAAAAAAUACUUUCUCAUUUAUAAUGAGAAUUUAAAAAAUAUAUAUAUAUAUUAAUUUAAAAAGAUUAUAUCUUUAAAAAUAACGUUUAAAAAAAUGUAACAAGAUUUAUUUAAAAAAAAAAAACAUAUAGAGAGAAUAUCAAGUAUUUGAGAAAUCUGCUCACUCAAUCAGUAUUCUAAUUUGAUGAGAAAUUUAGAUAUAGGAAGUUUUGAACUUGAGAUAAUACAAUUAUACUCGUGUUCGAUAAACCCUAUACAAAUAUUUAGAAAUUUUUUUUUUGUGAGAAAAAUGUGAAUCAACGAUAUAAGAAAAGAAAAUGAAAUGGUCUUGAUAUUUAAGCUAACUUGAAUAGUCUCGAAAAUAUAAUGAUAAAAUUUUAGAAAUAUAGAAAAAUGAGGAAGAUUAGUUUAGGGAUUUAUUUUAAGUACUGUCUAUGGGGACGUGAUGAAACUGUAGGAAUUCGUGUAAGAAAUUUGUAUUUUACACGAAAGAAUCAUAUUUAGUGGAAGUUGUAUACAUUAAAAAAAAAAAAAAAAAAAAAAAAUACAAACUAAACAAUUUUAUAUGAAAAAGAAAACACCUCUUUAAAUUGGACCAGGCCAAGGCUGAUUUGGCCCCCCCCACAGAAGUAAUCUAAAAUAUAUUUUCAAUUUAGAGACUGCCGUUAAGCUCGUUGUAGAGAUGGUGAUUUUUAUUUCAUUGUUUCAAUUUACUUAAAAGAUUUAUAUAUAUGCAAAUCAGCCAUUUGUUUUAUACAUAUAUAUGUAAAUCGAGUCAACUCGAUGACGACUAAAUGUUUUUAAUGAGGAAUUAUUGGAUUAUAUUUAAUAAUUCUUUUGAAUGCUUGUAAAAAAAGAAAUAUGUAUUCUAAUUUUCAAUUGUAUAUUUUUUUGUAGCUAAUUUAUUAAAAGUUUUUUUUAUUGUUCAUUUUUACGUGAUAAUUUUCAUCGGAUUCCUCGAUAUAUGCUUUAUUUUCUCUUCAAUUAAUGCAAUUGAAAUGUUAUUGCUUCUAAUAUGCUAGUCAAGUCAAUCGAAUGUACUGUUAAGCGUAAGUUCGGCAAUAGUUUUAUAUGUUAAAACAUAUGUCGUUAAUUAUCAUUAGUAUCAUCAACAUUUUUAUCAUUAUUACUACAACAUGUAAUUCUAUGCUCAAUAAACAAUUUUCUAUAA